AUGACACUUGAGUAUCAAAGCGAGGGCGUUUGGCUUGGAACUCAGGUGGUCGGUUUUUGUGCUCAAUUCAUCGACAUGAUGAAAUUUGCUGCCUUUCUCACAAAACUGUCCAAUAUUGCCGGUUAUCAGCAGUUGAUUGUAUCAAAUGGCAAUGCAUCCCCAAAAAUGGAACAGGAUCCCGACGUUUUCGAGCAAGAAGAGUUUGAAGACGAUUCUGAAAGUGAUGAAUCGGAUGAAAACAUCUCAAUGUUGCCUCGAUUCAGCGUCUUGCAAGACUACACUGCAGUGACUGUGACUCAACGAUAUAUCGAGCUCGUUGUCGAUGAACAAACACAUCGUUUUGCACAUCGACCUGGUGAUCAACGCCGUGAAUUCGGACGACGUGGAUUGGGUAGAACUCUUCCAAAGGGCAAAUGUUUCAAUUGCCUCGUCCCAGGCGUGGUGCUACAGGGCUUGCCACCCGGAAAUCAACAAUACGGUUUCGCUUCCGGAAGUCGGUUCGAGGUAAAUGAAGUCGAUUUGUUCAUCGAGAAGCCGAUUUUCUACAGGCGCUACAGAAUGCAAAUUGUACUGAAAUUUAGUCAAACUAUUCGUAGCUUUUUCGUUCUGAUCAUGCCAGUGAAUUGCUUACAAUAUAUAUCUCGAGAACAUCUCGAGCAGUACGUCGACAAAAGCGUUUCACCGUGCGACAAUUUUUUCGCUCAUGUAUGCCCAACGAAUAUCAGAGAAGAAGACACUCCACUUGGGCGAAUCAAUGGAAACUCGAAGAGAUUGAUGGAUCUUUUAAAUACAUUGAUCCCGAUAUCUGAGCUUGAGGAUGAAACGAACAUAGACUUUGUUCGAAACUUGAGACAACAUCUUGCAUUGAUGAUCUAUUUAAAUGUUGAAAGUUUUGUGGAAAAGUCCACGGGAAGAACUCGAGAGAAUAGC
This is a messenger RNA of Mesorhabditis belari, 930 nucleotides long. The record is from the annotation of a GenBank genome assembly. Lineage: Eukaryota; Metazoa; Nematoda; Chromadorea; Rhabditida; Rhabditidae.